Messenger RNA from Ceratitis capitata (Mediterranean fruit fly), 1334 nucleotides. Its product is annotated as trypsin-1. The transcript has a single exon. NCBI's taxonomy places the organism in Eukaryota, Metazoa, Arthropoda, Insecta, Diptera, Tephritidae. Gene Ontology annotation, biological process: proteolysis. Gene Ontology annotation, molecular function: serine-type endopeptidase activity. The coding region runs from base 530 to 1279 and encodes 249 amino acids. The record is from RefSeq and is a predicted model, not a curated record.
UAGCACAGCUUGAUUUGCAGUUAUCACAGCAGAAGACAGCAGGAAAAUAUUUGCAAAGUGACUAAGGGAGGGCAUCCAAUAGCCUCAGAGCGUAGCGCCGUGCUGUUGUUGUGCAAAUGUGUUUGGGAAAUUUUAUUCACAUUUCCGAAUGCCUCGAACCCCCUUUCCGUACUUAUGCUACAAGCGCUCGUUAGUCAUUGACCCCGCACCUUGGUGGCGUUUGCAAAAAAAGUUCUGACCCAAAUUCGCGCACAGUUGGACGCCAAGUUCAGAACGCCACACUUGGCCCACAUUCCCCGUCGAGGUUGGCAAAUAGAAAACAAGCGCUCUAACCAGGCUAAGACAACAAAGCUGUUUCUAAUGCGCGCGCGAAUCUCGAACCCGCCGAGUUGAACGUCAUAAUGGUAUAUAAGACGCUUGCGAAAUCCGUUUGCUUUAUAGUUUACUUCCCCUUUUCUUUGGAAGGUGUGUCUUUUUACGCGAAAAGUAAGUUUGUUGAAGAACUUUUUUCAGUUCCAGUUCCGACGCAAUGUAUUGUCUGCUCGUCUUGGCCUGUCUCGGCGCUUACGCCAUACAACCCAGCGCUGCUGGCACGCGUAUUAUUGGCGGUCAGUUUGCGCUGCCUGGCCAGUUUCCGCAUCAGGUUUCGCUGCAGCUACGCGGUCGCCAUCACUGUGGCGGCUCACUCAUUUCGCCAACCAUGAUCAUCACAGCCGCUCACUGCACUAUCGGUCAGAGUCCUACACAGAUGCGCGCCAUUGUCGGCACAACCGAUUUGUUGUCGCGCGCUGGCAAGUCCUUCGAUAUUGCCAAAUUCAUCAUACAUCCUCAGUACAACCCACAAACACAGGAUUACGAUCUCUCGCUGAUACAGUUGAGCGCGGCUGUGCCGUUGGACGAUGACAUCGACGUAAUUGAAAUGGCCGACAUGGAGGCCAAUCACGCUGCGGACACGGUGGCCACAAUUAGUGGUUUCGGCGCUAUUAAUGGCAAUCUCCAGCUGCCCAAUCGUUUGAAGUAUGCCCGCGUGCAACUGUGGAGCCGCGAUUUCUGCAACCCGAAGAACAUUCCCGGCGUUACGGAUCGUAUGAUUUGCGCUGGACAUCCUAGCGGUCAGGUGAGCGCCUGUCAGGGUGACUCUGGUGGUCCAUUGACUGUGGAUAAUAAACUUUUUGGCAUCGUCUCGUGGGGUUUCGGUUGUGGCGCCGCCGGUAAGCCCGCUAUGUACACCUACGUCGGCGCUCUACGCUCGUGGAUCAAACAGAACUCAGGCGUUUGAGUUGGACUAUUGGACGGCUAUUGGGUGGGGUUGAAUGAAGGACGCAGUGUUGGUG